AUGAGCUCUGCAGCAAAACAAAACAAUGUCGGGAUUGACUUGGCGGGAAAGAACGUCGCCGUCGCAGGUGGUACACAGGUCCGUUGACUGACUCUCCAUCCGACGUAGGCUCGAUCGGGAGGCGCUGACCGCUCGCAUGUGGGGGUGUCAUACCUCCCAGGGGAUCGGAGCCGCCACCGCGAUUCGGUUCGCUCAAGCUGGCGCAGACUCGGUCUACAUCAUCGGCAGGAACAAGGAAAAGGCCGAUGAGGUCGUGCGAGAGUUGAAGCGAGCUGGAGCAAAUGCGCCCGACACCAAGACGUACGAGUUCAUUCAGGCCGACCUCUCGUCAGUUGUUCAACCACUUGCUGCUUCGCCGCCAUGGAGCGAUACGGCUCAUCCUGAUUACCACUUGGCGGUUUAUUGUUCUGCUCUGAUAUCCCGUCAGACUCGUCAGCAACGUCCAAAAAGUUGUUGAAGAGCUCAAGACCAAGGCUGGAGACAAGGGGAUCCACUACCUCAUCACUACACAAGGUUCGUUCUGGGUCCGGCCCCUCGGGCCCGAAGUGGAGAGAUUACUGCUGACUUGCGCGCGGUGUCCUCCAACUACCUUUUAGGUGGACCUCCAAAUGGAAGCUUCUCCCUCACGGCCGAAGACCACGAGAAGCGAUUCGCUAUUCAACACAUCUCACGCUUCGGUCUCGCUUACCUGUUGGCCGAAUCGAAGACGUUGAAAGAAGCUUGGAUCACCGUCUGCGCGCCUUCCGGGACCAACUCGGCUGCACCGGAUUUGGAUGAUUUGGAGCUGAAGGACCAAGGAAUGAGCUGGGUCAAGAGGUUCAUGAAACAGGCCAAGCAGGAUGGCGCGAUCGAGGAUGGACUGGUUUCAGUUCGUCUCUUCUCUCUUCAAGCCCCUGGCUCCCGUGGGCUCUUCCUUUCGACUGGAGACGGCAGUAUUGAAGUUUCUUCUUCCCGACCGUACAACAGACCUUUCCGAAAAAGUACCCUCAUCUCCGAGCGUUCCAUCUCUUCCCAGGCUACGUCCACACGUGAGCACAAUCAUAUGGUCCUUGACCGCGCCUCGCCAAAGUUGUAUUACCCUACAUCAAUCACUGACACGUUUCCUACAUACAUAACCCGUCCUACUCGUCCAGCCAAGCCGCGGCGAACCAAGGUUUCCCAUACCCCAUCACGUUGGCGCAAUCCAUCUUUGGCCCCUUGCUCACCUACACCCCGCUCGGCAACACCCCUCAAUCCUUCGCCGACAUCCCCGUAUACCUAGCCGCGAACCCUAACGCGCCGACCAAUCGAGUAGGGAAAAGCUACUUUAUGAAUCAAAGGAUGAAGGAUGUGGGUGAACCAAAGUGGUGUGUGGCCGAGGGUGGAAGGGAUAGGGAGAGAUUGUGGGAGGCUUUCAAAGGGUUUUACGAGUGA
Microbotryum saponariae is the source of this 1413-nucleotide messenger RNA. NCBI's taxonomy places the organism in Eukaryota, Fungi, Basidiomycota, Microbotryomycetes, Microbotryales, Microbotryaceae. The record is from the annotation of a GenBank genome assembly.